Molecule: messenger RNA, 952 nt
Organism: Cajanus cajan (pigeon pea)
Lineage: Eukaryota; Viridiplantae; Streptophyta; Magnoliopsida; Fabales; Fabaceae
Source: RefSeq, a predicted model, not a curated record
UCCUCAUUGUAAUUCUUGUGAAGGAAAAAAAAAUUCAAUUUGUCGGGUGACCCUUGUUUGGAAUUAAAUUAUUAAACCAUUUUCUCUUUCUAAUUAAUGAUGUGUGACAAUUGACUACUGACUUUGGUGUUAUUUUCUUAGUUUUGGAUAAAUUUAUGACAUUGUUCUUUCGUUUUUCCAGCCUUAUCUUUAGUACAUUUGUGGGAACGUCCUUGGCCUUCGCAUGUUUCUCAGGAGCAGCUUUGGUUGCAAGGCGUAGGGAGUACUUGUACCUUGGUGGCUUGGUUUCUUCGGGGUUGUCUAUCCUCCUCUGGUUGCACUUUGCUUCUUCCAUUUUUGGAGGAUCAACUGCUCUCUUUAAGUUUGAGUUGUAUUUUGGGCUUUUGGUGUUCGUGGGUUACAUUGUAGUAGACACCCAAGAAAUAGUUGAGAGGGCACACUUCGGAGACCUGGACUAUGUAAAGCAUGCCCUUACCUUGUUUACUGAUUUGAUUGCAGUUUUUGUCCGGAUUCUUGUUAUUAUGUUGAAGAACUCAGCUGAGAGGAGUGAGAAGAAGAAAAAGAGAAGAGAUUGAUUUUCUUAUCAAUCAGCUUGGUUAACACUUCUCGCUUGGUUUGUAAUACAUAAAACAAUUGUCUAAAAAGUGUUUCACUUCUUGGGUCUGUUUCUACUGUGUAGUUAGUCGGUUGUUUACUUUAAUACCAAUAGUAAAUGUUAACAUGCUUUUGAGCUCUCUAAUAAGAGAAAUUCUUGCAUUAUCUUUAUUUUUUUAAGGAUGAAAAGGGUGAGACUUGAGAGGGAGUGAAAUAGAAUGAAUGGUGAAAAUCCCUCACGGCAAUAUGAGAAGUCUUCUUAGGGAAGAAGUCAUCAUCAACACAAUUUUUGAACACAUUAUUCGGUGAAGUUAAUUCAAGACUCGACAAAUCAAAGAGUUUGACUAUCUAUUUACCA